AAAGCAUCUAAAAUUAAAUUCAAAAACAUAUUUCAUUUCACUCUGCUAAAGCAUCUGAGCCGUUACCGUACCCACCACUAAUUGCAGGGUGAAAAGAAAAAGAACAAAACUUUCCCCUUUCACACACACACACAGAAAAUCACUUUUUUCCGUGUUGAAAAAAUCACACACAUUGUAGUACCUGAGCUUGAAAUCCACUCCAAUAUCAAUGGAGAUGGGCUUUCCACACUCCAAUCAUGUGAAAGCCUAGCUGCUACAUUCAAGGAUUUGGUGUUUUUUUCUCUGGGCUGGGCUGAGCUGAAUUUGAAGCUGUCACUUUCAAAUCUGGUUUUCCGAUGGGGAACUGCUGCAGAUCUCCGGCAGCCGUCGCGAGGGAGGACGUCAAGUCCUCCAACUACUCCGGCCACGAUCAUGGUCGGAAGGAGAAGUCCUCCGGCACCGUCAAGAAAGCCAUCACGGUGUUAACCGACCAGAAGAAGGAGAACAUCGAGGACAGGUACUUAAUCGACCGCGAGCUCGGCCGCGGCGAGUUCGGGGUCACCUACCUCUGCAUUGACCGGGAGACGAGGGAUCUGCUCGCCUGCAAGUCCAUAUCCAAGCGGAAGCUGCGAACGGCGGUGGAUGUGGAGGACGUGCGGCGGGAGGUGGCUAUAAUGAAGCACUUGCCCACUAAUUCAAGCAUCGUGAGCUUCAGAGAGGCCUGCGAGGACGAGAACGCCGUGCAUUUGGUGAUGGAGCUGUGUGAGGGUGGGGAGCUGUUUGAUAGGAUCGUUGCCAGGGGACACUACACAGAGAGGGCGGCGGCUGGGGUGAUGCGAACGAUUGUUGAGGUGGUGCAGCUCUGCCACAAGCAAGGGGUGAUUCAUCGGGAUUUGAAGCCGGAGAACUUUCUGUUUGCGAACAAGAAGGAGAAUUCGCCUCUCAAGGCGAUUGACUUCGGCUUGUCCAUCUUCUUCAAGCCAGGUGAAAAGUUUUCCGAAAUUGUGGGAAGCCCUUAUUAUAUGGCUCCAGAGGUGCUCAAGCGAAAUUACGGGCCAGAAAUCGAUAUUUGGAGUGCUGGUGUGAUUCUCUACAUCUUGCUAUGUGGAGUUCCUCCAUUCUGGGCAGAAUCUGAACAAGGUGUUGCCCAGGCAAUCAUUCGUGGGAAAAUAGAUUUUGAACGUGAACCAUGGCCUAGUGUAUCAGAGAGUGCCAAGAGCCUUGUAAGACAGAUGCUCGAGCCAGAUCCUAAGCUUCGACUGACUGCAAAGCAAGUUCUUGAACACUCUUGGCUUCAAAAUGCUAAAAAGGCCCCAAAUGUUCCUCUUGGGGAUGUUGUCAAGUCAAGAUUGAAGCAGUUCUCAGUGAUGAAUAGAUUCAAGAGGAAGGCUCUUAGGGUCAUUGCUGAUUUCUUGUCUAAUGAAGAAGUUGAGGGAAUCAGAGAAAUGUUUGCUAAGAUAGACACGGAUAAUGACGGCAUAGUUUCAACUGAAGAACUUAAGGCUGGUAUGCAGAAGUUCAAUUCACAAUUAGCCGAGUCUGAAGUACAGAUGCUCAUUGAAGCUGUAGAUACAAAUGGUAAAGGAACACUGGACUAUGGUGAGUUCUUAGCCAUCUCACUACAUCUGCAGAAGAUGGCCAAUGAUGAACAUCUCCAUAAGGCAUUCUCGUUUUUCGACAAAAACGAUAAUGGUUACAUUGAGCCGAAUGAACUCCAGGACACCUUGGCCGAAGAUGGAGUUGACGAUUGUAAGGGUGUGGCCAAUGAUAUUUUCCAAGAAGUUGACACAGACAAGGACGGGCGUAUAAGCUACGAUGAAUUUGUGGCCAUGAUGAAAACCGGGACUGACUGGAGAAAGGCUUCUCGACACUACUCGAGAGGGAGAUUCAAUAGUUUGAGUAUAAAGUUGAUGAAAGAUGGUUCGAUUAACUUGGGUGAGCAAAAUACACAGUAGUUGUCCUUUUUUGUUUUCACCUUCUUUUUCUCUCAUUAUUGUUUGCUGUGGCCUGCCUUGUGUUAAUUGGCGUUCGAAAUGAGCGGUGGAUUAUGAGGUUAAAGAAUAUGACAGCACGAAGUACAUGUGAUUAACCUCUUCCGGGUUUUGAUUCAGUGAUUUACGAAAGCUCAAAUCCUCGUAUAUCCGAGCCCCCAACCAUUGUGUGUUUGAUUAUUUUGUUCUUUCACUUUUUGUUAGAUUCAGUAUGUUUAUUGAUGACAAUCACAUUAGAUAUUUGGUGUUGUAGUAAGUAAAUAUCUGUGCAAAACACUUGGCAUUGAAUGGAAUUUGUGUUGUUCAGGAUGCAAGUAUCCGACGGUUUAAUUUUUCUUUCACCUCUUCUAAACUUUAUUAUUGAAUAUUCC
Molecule: messenger RNA, 2341 nt
Organism: Striga asiatica
Lineage: Eukaryota; Viridiplantae; Streptophyta; Magnoliopsida; Lamiales; Orobanchaceae
Source: the annotation of a GenBank genome assembly